Messenger RNA from Encephalitozoon romaleae SJ-2008, 1383 nucleotides. RefSeq lists its product as hypothetical. Bases 1 to 1383 code for a protein of 460 amino acids. NCBI's taxonomy places the organism in Eukaryota, Fungi, Microsporidia, Unikaryonidae. The record is from RefSeq and is a predicted model, not a curated record. The transcript has a single exon.
AUGAACUCUAAUUUUUUCAAUCAGCAGAACAAAGAUGAUAAUAAUCAGAAAAACCCAUUUUUGAAUACACCUUUUGGGUCUCAGCAGAAUACAUUUGGAAAUCAGGUGAACAAGCCAAAUAUAUUUGGGGGCCAAUCCCAGCAGACAGGAGCAUUUGGAACUCAACCUACAGGAGGGAUGUUUAAUUCUGCGCCGCCAGCAGGAUUCGGUGGAAGUGGGCAGGGCUUUUCCGCACAAGGAUUUCUGAAUAAGCAGAAUCCAAGUACCGGAUUUAAUGUUCAGCAACCUCAACCGUCAACCUCCUUAUUUGGGAAGUCCUCAAACCUUCAACCUAAUGGAAGCUCCUCAAUAUUUGGAGGGCAGAGUACACUUCAGCCAUCGGAAAGUCCUUUUAAACCCCAACCAACUGCUCCAUCAUCCGGUGUCUUUGGAACACAGCAACUGAAUAAUACAUUUGGAACACAAUUUCAGCCACAAACAGGAAAUGCUUUUGGAACACAGGCAGGGGGAACUAGUCAACCAGUCAACCCAUUUGCCAGUUCUAUACAAGAUCCACUUUCUACUGGGAUACGGUCUACUCAAGAUCAAGGAAAUGUGGAAUCCUCAAGAAUGGCCUCGGGAAAUGGGUUUGGAGCCUCGCAAUCUUCAGGAGAGAGACAGAAUUUAGGUCCUCAAAUGCAGCAAGCCAUUCCAAGCAAUCCACAAGCCUCAGGCCCAUUUUCUACUUCAGUACAUACUGCAGCAUCCACUCUUGGUACACAGCAAAACAUACCAUUUCAGUUUACUCCAGCACAAGAAUCCCAGCCUGGGGCUAGCAGCGCACUUCCUUCACCAGUAGCACCUUUAGGUUCUGAACCGUUAUCUCAAGGAACAGAAGCAAGGGAUGCAGACUCUUCCGUCAGGAAGGCCAGAGGAUCUGCUUCUGUCUUCAAUCAGGGAGUGGGGGAAAAAGGAGUGAGCUUUAUGCAAAUGACGCUUGGAGAAAUUAUACAGCAGCAAACAAGAAAGCUUGAAGAGAAUAUAAGAGUCUUUAAGGAGAAAGCAAAAGAGGUUUUUGAACAGGAUGAGAGGAUAAUCAGGUCUUUGAAUAAUUACAAGCUAAUAAGAAACAGAAUUGAAGAAGAAGAGCGUGUGAUUGCAGAAACAGAGGAGAAUGUAGAGUUUUUUGAAAAAUGGCUCUGCAACUUCCAGGAAGAGGUUCCUGAAGGAUCUGAGGAUGAGCUUCUAAUGUGCAUCAAAGAGUUUGAAAGAGUAUGCGAUAAAUACAACAAGACCAUCGAAACUCUCAAAGAUGAAGAAGAUGAAGUCAUGUGCCUGGUUAAUGAAAAUUAUAAUCUUAUCACUACUAUUGAAGAAAAACUUGAGAUUCUUGAGAGAUAUUGA